AGCAUCCCCUUCGAACUUUUCGCCAGUAGUCCCCGUGGGAUCCAGCUUGCUCGCUCUGAUUCCUCUUCUUAUCUCUCUGCAAAAUUCCUCUAUCUGACCUAGGGCGCAGGGAAUCGAAUAUACCCACCUUCCUUUUUAGCUCAACUUGUUUCUCCAAUCUUUCUAUUCUAGCCUGCUAGGGCUUUUACUUGGAGCGGCGGGCUGAGGUGGGAGGAAAAGGGAAGUGAUUUCCAUUAUUAUCGGAGCCGUCAUCGGUUCCUAUCUUUAUGCUGUGGAAGGCUUGCCUGGGUUUUCUAUUUCCCAUCACGAACUGUUCUAUCAGAAAGUGAUUCUAAGAUUUUUUAUACUAUUGUCCAUCUUAUUCUGGAAAAUUUUGAUGGCCUCUCUUUGUGACUUUUGUGGAGGGCAAAGAUCAAUGGUAUUUUGUAGAUCCGAUGCUGCAUCUCUUUGCCUGUCAUGUGAUCGCAAUGUACAUUCUGCAAAUGCGCUAUCUCGGCGGCACUCUCGAAGUCUUUUAUGUGAUAGAUGUUUUUCACAACCUGCGACUGUUAGGUGUACUGAAGAGCGUGUUUCGCUCUGUCAGAAUUGUGAUUGGAACGGACAUGGGAAUUCUAUAUUAUCUUCAGAACAUAAAAGGCUAACAAUCAGUUUCUACUCCGGCUGUCCAUCAGCAGCAGAGCUUGCCAAAAUAUGGCCCUUCGUUCUGGAAUUUCCUCAAAUAAUAGAUUCUAGCUGUGAGCAGGGAAUAAUGGGCUUAAUGAGCAUCAAUGAGAACUUUUCCAGCACUUAUUUGGGACCCCUACGGCAGAGUACUUCUGAUAUGGCAGAUAUAUGCAAAAUGAAUGACGUGAAGAUCGUGAAAACUACAGAUGUUCACUUUACUUCUUCUACAGCUACUCCAACUCCUAUGCUAUGCAGUACUGAUCAUCCAACCGAUUCUAUUGAUUCAACAACACCAAAGUCUAAUGAUGGUACAACUAAGAAUGUGGAAAAUUGUGAAGAUUUCUAUGAUGGUUUUGACGUAGAAGAUGAAUUAACUUUUGAGAACUAUGAGGAACUUUUUGGUGCAUCUCAUGCACAUUCAGAGCAUCUAUUCGAGGAUGUCGGGAUUGAUUGCCUUUUUGAAAUGAAGGAGAACUCUGCUGCUAAUUCCAACUGUCAGGGUGAAUUUGUUGCUGAGGCAUCAUCUGCUAAUCAGGUUAAAUCCAUGCAAGUAGCAAGCAGCAAUGCUAUGUCAGCUGAUUCUGUGAUGCCAAGCCAAGGUGGAAAAACAGAAUAUAACAUGUCUAUUUCAGCAAGGCAAGCUCAUUCCAGCCUGUCCCAUACUUUUUCUAGUUUAACUGGAGAAAGCAGUGCUGGUGACUAUGGAGAUUGUGGGAUGUCUUCAAUGCUUCUUAUGGGUGAAUCUCCAUGGUAUCCGACCAGUUCUGAUAUCUCAAUUCAGGCAGCUAACAGGGGUAAUGCUGUUAUGCGUUACAAAGAAAAGAAAAAAGCACGCAAGUUUGAGAAGAAAAUAAGGUAUGCCUCUCGCAAAACCAGGGCGGACUCUAGAAGGCGUGUGAAGGGAAGAUUUGUUAAAGCUGGUGAAGCUUUUGAUUAUGAUCCACUAUCCCAAAGCUAGAAGCUGCAGGAUCUACAAUUUAAGAAAGCUCACCAUUGCACAGCCUAAAAUCUCCUUUCUUUUUGUCAGAUAUAUGUUAAUUGAAUCUGAUUGCUUCUUUUCACCUUUUCAAUUUGCGAUGAGGACACCCAAGAAUAUUGUUCCUUCUAACAGCUCUUUCCAGUGUGGAUAAAAUCAUGUUAAUAUAUUUGACUUGGGCCCUCUUCGUUACGUUCUUCUCCAACACCGUUUUUACUAUUUCUGGGUUAACUGAAGGUAUGCAUCUCCUACGGCUUGGUCCAGUAGUUUUUUGCCCUUUGCCUUUGGUAGUUUAAUUGUUGUCUUAACUUUCAAUGUAAAAAUUUUGUAAAUUAUAAUGAUUGUUGUAAGCUAUAAGGAAGGUAAUAAUCUGCAUGUAUUUAGCACCUGAGAGAGCUAUAUUUGUAUCGGAAGGCUUGAGUAAGAACUGUGAGGUUUGUAUUCUGUAUUUUUGUUGCAGAUAAUUAUACUGUAAAUUGUUGCUUUCUGUUCAGCCUUAUGCCAUCUAAAAUUAAGAGUGAGAG
Messenger RNA from Phalaenopsis equestris, 2163 nucleotides. Its product is annotated as zinc finger protein CONSTANS-LIKE 10-like. Lineage: Eukaryota; Viridiplantae; Streptophyta; Magnoliopsida; Asparagales; Orchidaceae. The record is from RefSeq and is a predicted model, not a curated record. Bases 377 to 1621 code for a protein of 414 amino acids. Gene Ontology annotation, molecular function: protein binding; zinc ion binding. The transcript has 5 exons.